This is a messenger RNA of Carassius auratus (goldfish), 1323 nucleotides long. RefSeq lists its product as uncharacterized. Gene Ontology annotation, molecular function: zinc ion binding; nucleic acid binding. Lineage: Eukaryota; Metazoa; Chordata; Actinopteri; Cypriniformes; Cyprinidae. The record is from RefSeq and is a predicted model, not a curated record. The coding region runs from base 6 to 1031 and encodes 341 amino acids. The transcript has 2 exons.
UGACAAUGGAAAAAGAAGAAACUUGUGAUGAACUGACUGAGGGAUUGUUAAUUAAAGGAGUGAACUGUGAGAUAAAGAAACUGCAAAACAGAGAUUAUGUUGUCUCUUUCAUGCAUCUGCCCGUCUACCUUGCUGAUGAAGAGAUUUUAAAUAAACUGGAGGUUUGGGGGGUUUCCCCAAUUUCAAAAAUAAAGCGGCGUGUUUAUCCGGGCACCAGCAUCGAGGAUGGGACAAGAUAUGUAAAGGCGCGGUUUCCGAAGGAGGUGGCCUCCCUACCGUACAGCACAAAAAUAGAAACGGCAGAGGGUCCACAAUACUUUAGGGUGAUGCACAGCCAUCAGGUGAAGACUUGUCGGCUGUGCAUGAGCCCAGAUCAUGUUGUGAAGGACUGCCCGGAGUUUAAGUGCCAUAAAUGCGAGGAAAGAGGCCACUUCGCGAGAAACUGCAAUGCUGUGACGUGCCCGGAGUGCAAUUUGGUUUUAAAUAAGUGUGAGUGUUGGAUGCAGGGUGAGGAGGAGGAGCAGCAGCAGGUGGGCGGGCAGGUGCAUGAAAGAGACAACGAGCAGCGAGACGUUGGAGAAAGAGUACGUGGUGAAGGACUGGAAUUAAAUAAGGAUAUAGAAGAACAGAAAGAGUAUACCGAACCGAUCAUACAAACACAACAGGAUAGGGGAAUUUGGACACAGAUAGAUUUGACGGACAGCUUGCAAAAUGCUUUGGAUAAUGUGGAACUGGUUGAUGAAAGGAAUAAAGUACUGCGUGAUGCACAACAGGAGGGAAUUGUGUGUUCACCGAUGGAUGUGACGGACAGUGUGCAAAAGGAGAUGGAGGCGGUAGAAAUUAAUGAUGCUACAAAAGAGUGUGAACAAGGAAAAGAAAAUGAGGAGACGCAGGGGAAAUCAUCGAAAAGAAGGAGAUCUGUAAAGGUAAUGCCCAAUCUUGAUACUGCAAGAAAAAGAAUGCUUAAAGAAGAUGGGAUUGAGUGUGCAAAUAAGUAUGAGCUGCUAAAGGGUUUGGAGGAGAUGGACUGAGUUUAUGGGUUUUAUGCAUGUUUUUAUAUGUUUUAUGCUUAUAAGAAUUGUUACUUUUAAUGUUAGAGGGCUUUCCAACGUAGGAAAAUUUGAAAAAGUGAAAGAAAUGUGUAAAGGAGAGGAUGUGAUUUUAUUACAAGAACUGGAGGGAAAUAAGUUUCUGAAAUACAUUACUGAAAUAAGGAAAAGGUGGAGUGGAGAGUUUUUUUUUAUAACAAUGGUGAUGGGAGGCCUGGGAAGAGGAGUUGCGAUUUUAAUAAAAGAAAACUGUGGGGUAUCAUGUAAAACAAUA